AUCCGAAGGGAAGAACAGAGGAAAAAGCGGCGAUGGCGAACGGCGGGAUGGCGAAGAAGGGGUUCGGCGAGAGCCACGACGUGCUCCGCUUCGGCGUCAACGACAGCGUCAGGGGCGACCUCGCGCCGCCGCACCCGCUCCAGGCCACCAUCCAAUCGGAGAGCAAGUUCUGGGACGACAAGAAGAAGUUCGGGACGGAGUCCAUCUACGGAUCCGCCUUCAACAUCCGCAAGGAUCUCGACGCCCAAAUCCUCUCCAGGUUCCAAAGGCCCCCAGGUGCAUUACCAUCAUCUUUGCUAGGAUAUGAGGCAAUGACAGGUUCCUUGGAUGAUUUCGGAUUUGAAGAUUAUCUUAACAUGCCCCAAGACUCUGACAGCCUCCGUAUACCGGACAUGCACCAUGGGAUGGAGGUUCGCCUUGGCCUGUCGAAGGGACCUGUCUGCCCUAGUUUCAAUUGAUUUCACCCAUGGUUGGUCCCCUGUUACAUGUGUACUACAUCCUACAUCUGCAGCGGCUGGAAGUGCGUUUUCCUGUCUGACCUAGCAUCCUAGUAGCUAUAGGAGUGCAAAUCCUGCCUUCCUGUUUUCAACCCAACAUCCGCAUGUGCAGUGUUAAGCUCUGUAGUACUCCACCUGUUUCGAACUAUAGUUUUGGAGAGUAUUUG
Lolium rigidum is the source of this 664-nucleotide messenger RNA. RefSeq names its product cyclin-B1-2-like. Gene Ontology annotation, cellular component: cytoplasm; nucleus. Lineage: Eukaryota; Viridiplantae; Streptophyta; Magnoliopsida; Poales; Poaceae. The coding region runs from base 33 to 458 and encodes 141 amino acids. The record is from RefSeq and is a predicted model, not a curated record. The transcript is spliced from 5 exons. Gene Ontology annotation, biological process: proteasome assembly.